AUGUUUCCGCUGUCUGUCCUGCUGCCUUUCACAGUUCCGUACCCGGUGACCUGUGUGACCCGCGGAGCCGACCUGACGGAGGACGGCAUGCUGCUGUUAUGUCCUCCAGACUGCAGCCGGUGGAGAGUGUCGGUGUUCGGGACGGGUGUGUACGCCUCCGUCUCCUCCGUCUGUGGAGCCGCUCUGCACAGGAUCGUGGGGGCGUCCGGCGGUCCCGUCAGGGUUCACAGGCUGCAGGGACGACACAACUACAUGAGCUCCUACGCUCACGGCAUCCAAUCACAGGCCUUGUCCCACUGGACCGCCUCCUUCAGCCUCACCAAGCCGGUUAACGUCCCGCUGGAGCUGAGCAGUGAUACCAGCACCACGGCUCUGCCAGCAGCCGCACAGCCAGGAAAGAAGCCUCUGAAGAAGCCGUCGGUGAAGAAAGCUCUGACAGGAGGAAACAAAGACUGUCAGAUGGACAUCGCCAUGGUGAUCGACAGCAGUAACAACAUCGGGCAGCGACGCUUCAACCUGCAGAAAAGCUUUGUGGCAAAGCUGAGCUCCAUGCUGAGAGUCGGACCCACGGGACCUCAUGUAGGAGUGGUGCAGGCCAGUGAUUCUCCUAAAACUGAGUUCUUACUGACCAACUACACUCAACCUAAAGAGCUGCUGUUCGCUAUGAAGGAGCUCGCCUUCCUGGGAGGAAACACCAACACAGGAAAGGCCAUCAUGCACACAGCGGAGAGCUUCUUCACCCAGGAGAACGGGGGCCGGCGGGGGCACCCUCGGGUGAUGGUGGUGCUGGUAGACGGCUGGCCCUCAGACGACCUGGAGCAGGCGGCCAUGUUUGCCAGAGAGUCGGGCAUCAACGUGUUCCUGGUGUCUGUGGCCAAGCCGGCGGCCGAGGAGCUCGCCAUGGUGCGAGACAAGGACUUCGUCAAGAAGGCGGUUUGUAAAGAUAACGGCUUCUUCAGUUAUUCGAUCCCGAGCUGGUUCAGCACAACCAAACACGUCAAACCUCUCACUCAGAGACUCUGCUCACUGGACAGUCUGCUCUGCAGUAAAACCUGCUAUAACUCGGUCAACAUCGGGUUCCUUAUCGACGGUUCUUCCAGCGUUGGCGAGGGAAACUUCCGUCUGGUCCUCGACUUCCUGGCAGGAAUCGCCAGAAGCUUCGACAUCUCAGACGUGGGAGCUCACAUCGGGGCGGUGCAGUUCACCUACGACCAGCGACUGGAGUUCAGCCUGUUUGAUCACUCCAACAAAGACGCCGCCAUCAACGCUUUGAGGAGAAUCCCCUACAUGAGCGGAGGAACGGCCACAGGAAGCGCCAUCAGCUACACCACCCAGAACCUGUUCAGACGGACAGGACCAGGCCGUAACUACCUCAUUGUGGUGACAGACGGCCAAUCAUACGAUGACGUCAGAAUCCCGGCGCAGGCUGCACAGAAACAAGGCAUCACCAUCUUUUCGGUGGGCGUGGCCUGGGCACCGAUGGAUGACCUCAGAUCGAUGGCGUCGGAGCCGAAAGACACCCACACCUUCUUCACCAGAGAGUUCACCGGCCUCGCCGAGUUCAUCCCGUCGCUGGUCCGAGGCAUCUGCCGAGACUUCACCGAGAACAACUGA
Molecule: messenger RNA, 1614 nt
Organism: Scomber japonicus (chub mackerel)
Lineage: Eukaryota; Metazoa; Chordata; Actinopteri; Scombriformes; Scombridae
Gene: coch
Product: coagulation factor C homolog, cochlin (Limulus polyphemus)
Exons: 13
Coding region: 1-1614 (537 amino acids)
Source: RefSeq, a predicted model, not a curated record